Messenger RNA from Funneliformis caledonium, 157 nucleotides. The record is from the annotation of a GenBank genome assembly. Lineage: Eukaryota; Fungi; Glomeromycota; Glomeromycetes; Glomerales; Glomeraceae.
UGCCAGCCGCCUUCUGGAAAUGUUCGUUUAUGUUAAGUUUGACAGCACUUUCUUCUGUGAGUAAAUCCUUGGAAUUCCUUGAUAAGCAGCGGUCAAGUACUAUGGUUCUUCUCGAACGAUUUAAGGUGGAGUCUAACAUUUUAUCAGAUUGUACAGC